AUGAAGAAGCUCCCACCAGGGAAGCAGAGCCGGGUGCUGCACCGCGUGCUGAACGCACGGCAGUUUGCCCUCAAGCUUAUCGCCAACGUCACCUACGGGUACACUGCAGCGUCGUUCUCUAAGGCUGAGCUGAUGCUACCACCCUCCCACCCUGGCCCACCCCUUGCCUGCUUGCACACGCCCUUCCCCCACCACCACCAGGUGCGCCCUGGUGUGCUGCCGCGGCUGUUGAAGGAGAUUUUGGCAACACGAGUGAUGGUGAAGAAGGCAAUGAAGAAGCUCCCUCCAGGGAAGCAGAGCCGGGUGCUGCACCGCGUGCUGAACGCACGGCAGUUUGCCCUCAAGCUCAUCGCCAACGUGCGCCCAGGCGUGCUGCCGCGGCUGCUGAAGGAAAUUCUCGCAACGCGAGUGAUGGUGAAGAAGGCGAUGAAGAAACUGCCUCCAGGGAGGAGCAAGAACACACGAGUGCUUCACCGCGUGCUGAACGCACGGCAGUUUGCCCUCAAGCUCAUCGCCAAUGUCACCUACGGGUACACCGCGGCAUCGUUCUCCGGCCGCAUGCCCAUGGCUGAGCUGGCAGACAGCAUCGUCCAGGCGGGGCGAACAACUCUGGAGAGGGCGAUUGCUCUGGUGAACAGCCACCCAUCUUGGAACGCUCGGGUGGUCUAUGGUGACACCGACAGCAUGUUCGUUCUCUUGGAAGGUCGCACGCGAGAGCAGGCCUUCACCAUCGGGAAUGAGAUCGUUACAGCGGUAACCACGCUCUCCCCAGCACCGGUGGCUCUGAAGCUAGAGAAGGUGUACCACCCGUGCGUGCUGCAGACCAAGAAGCGAUACGUGGGCCUCGCCUACGAAUCCCCUGCUGCCACGUGUCCCCCUGUGUUUGACGCCAAGGGGAUUGAGACGGUCAGAAGGGACGGGUGCCCUGCCGUGAGCAAGCUGCUGGAGAAGUCUCUCAAAAUUCUGUUCUCCACCAACGAUCUAUCCAGAGUGCGAUCCUACCUAGUGAGGCAGUGGCAGCGCAUGCUACAAGGCAGAGUAUCCCUUCAAGACUUCAUAUUCGCACAGGAGGUUCGCCUGGGCACCUACAGCACCAACCCCCGCGCGCUGCUCCCCCCCGCGGCCAUCGUAGCCACCAAAGCCAUGCAGAGAGACCCCCGUGCCGAGCCUAAAUACAAGGAGAGGGUUCAGUAUGUGAUUGUGUGCGGUGACCCUGGGUCCAGACUGGUUGAUUUGGUGGUGGAGCCUCGGGCGGUGGUAGAUUCGCAGUGUCUCCGGCUGAAUGUGGGGUAUUAUAUCACGAGGAAGGAAGGUGAAGGAGGUCAAGCAGGGGAGCUAGGGCAGGUGCCAGCGCUGGUGCUGACAAUGAGAGCUGCCCUUCUGGAGAAAGAAUACCGCCAUCUUUCAGCGAUCUGCUUUGACUGUGGUGCAUUUCCUGCUGUCUCUGGAACAAGCCAAGAGCUAUGUGACCUCUUAUCGGAGGCAUUUAAGCAUCGCGUUAUCGGGGACAGCAAUCAUGCAGGCUUUUCACGUUGCUGGGAGACUCUUCAGGACGCAAUGACAGAAACAUCGCGAUCGUACGGCCAGAUGAUGGCCACGUUAACGAAAGGCAAUCGUAGGCGUUCAUUCGCUCCGUCGGUCACGCUAGGACGAUGCCGAUUAUCGAAGCACGCACUAACGAGUCGCAUGCGUCGCGAGCUCGCCGUGUUCUGGUCGCUAGUCUUCGCGACCGUUACAACAGCUGGUUACCACACCAUACUCGCGACGGCCGCUAGUCCUGGGCUGUGGGAGCUGGUGUCACUAAAGCGCGUGUUAGCAGAAUCAUCCCCUGGCGCCCUUUCCGCUUACAGUGACACCGAGGAUCCGUGCAGUGGGGCGUGGGGCGACAGAGUAACAUGCAACGAGGCGGGUCAGAUCAUCACACUGAACUUCACAGCGGAGGGGCUGACAGGGCCCUUACCAGGCAAGGAGCUGUCAAGAUUUCGCACUCUACAAACCCUUAAUUUUGGGCAGAACAGUUUCACGGGGAAGAUUCCCCCGGAAAUGGCAUCACUAACCUCCCUAACCUAUCUGUCUCUGGCGUUUAACAACCUCACAGGCAAAGUCCCCUCAUGGCUAGGUCUCUCCUUCCUCAACCUCGUCGAGCUGCACCUGAGCAACAACCUGCUGGAGAAACCUCUACCUGAGAGCAUAGGCGGCCUUCAGGUGUUGCGAACAAUGAGUCUUGCGUUCAACUCCCUCACCGGCACCAUCCCAGCGUCUAUCGGGUCAAUGAGGAGCCUGCAGGCACUUGACCUUCAGAGCAACCAACUCUCAGGAUCCAUACCGAAAGAAAUUGGGCAGGACACCACUCUCACUCUCUUAUCUCUCAACAGCAACCUCCUUUCGGGGCCAAUCACGCCUUCUCUCGGCAAGCUGCCUCUUCUUCGUAACUUGACUCUCUCCAACAACCGUCUAGAAGGCCCCAUUCCAGAGUCCCUUCAAUACCUGCCCCUCCUCGCUCACCUUGACACGAGCCAUAACACAGGGAUCAACGGGUCUAUACCAGGAUCGCUGGCUGUCUUGACCACACUCCAGACACU
Molecule: messenger RNA, 2582 nt
Organism: Closterium sp. Yama58-4
Lineage: Eukaryota; Viridiplantae; Streptophyta; Zygnematophyceae; Desmidiales; Closteriaceae
Source: the annotation of a GenBank genome assembly